Messenger RNA from Paramecium tetraurelia, 459 nucleotides. RefSeq lists its product as uncharacterized. The transcript has 3 exons. The record is from RefSeq and is a predicted model, not a curated record. NCBI's taxonomy places the organism in Eukaryota, Ciliophora, Oligohymenophorea, Peniculida, Parameciidae.
AUGUUUAAGUUUAGCAACAAGAGAAUGGAAUAUGAAGAAUAAAUGCUUGAAGAAAAUUCAGAUGCUCUGCCUCCAAAUGUUUAGUAUAAGCGAAUUGAUCGAUAUAAUUAUGUACUUUAAAUAAGAGGUGAAAAAGGUAGUGUUCAUGAUGAUGUUAGUUUAAAUGGGUUCCCAGUUGAAGCUCCAUAAGUAAACUUUCGCAAUAGUUUUUAACAUGUGAAUAUUUUUCCAAUGGGUAGGCUUUGCUUGUACUUGGUUAACAAAGAAACAUGGAUUUCUAGCACUAGUUUGAUUGAUGUCUUUUCAGGAAUCAACCAAGUUAUACAUUAUCCUACCUUCAAUGAUCCUGCAAACAGUAUUUACAAAGACCCUGAAGUUUAUGAUAAGGAUAUGAAAGAACAAGCAAAAAAAUUUAGAGAUGAGAAAUAUAAAAUAAUAUGAAAUUAAAUCGUUUUUGAA